AUGUGUAUCAGUGGACUGGUUCUGUUCGGCGGCUGCAGUGUAAUCAUGGAUAUUUUCAAGAUGAUUUAUUACGUGGGUCGUAUACACUGCGAGUCGCCUGUGAAAAUAGUCUUCCCUGCUGUGCAAGCUCUGUUUGUCAUUGUGCAGACAUACGUCCUCUGGGUUCAUGCAAAAGACUGCGUGCAGAUACAGCAAAUCAUCACACGUUGUGGUCUGAUGUUGACGCUGUCAACGAACCUCGUGGUGUGGAUGAUGGCAGUGACGGAGGAGUCGCUCCAUCAAACAGUGGCUCCAGCCGACCCUUCAUACAACAGUUCUUCAAACGAUGGCCGCUCUGGAGCGAGUGAAUGCGAGUGUAGCCAUAACAUGUGCGAUGUCUUUGAAAAGGUCUACUACUACCUGUAUCCCUUCAACAUCGAGUACAGCCUCUUCGCAUCAGCCAUGGCCUACGUCAUGUGGAAAAACGUUGGCCGCCAGAUGGAUGAUCACCAUAGCCACAAUCUGCGCUUUAGUCUGUGGGACGUCCUAAUCGGUCCAAUUGCUGGCCUGAUCAUUCUGGUGGCGGGCCUGGCUACGUUUGUGAUGUACGAAGUGGAUGUGGCCAAGGAGGAACCAAAAAAGAAGGAGGAAGCUCUGAUAAUGCAUUACAUCAUGAACAUAGUCGCCAUCCUUCUGAUGUCCAUCACAACUCUCAUCGGUUGUAUAAUCUUCCGGAUGGAUAAGAGGGAUCAGGUGUCUGGGAAGAACCCUACGCGGAGUCUGGAUGUGGGACUGCUUGUGGGAUCGUCCCUGGGCCAGUUCCUCAUUUGUUACUUCACUAUAGUAGCUGUUCUGGCAUCAGGGGUCCAGGGGCACAUAAAUGGGCUCAACCUGGCCAAUUCUAUUCUGACUGUGAUCCAGUUGUGCCUACAGAACACCUUCCUCAUCAAGGGCCUCCAUCGGGAGCCUUUCAAAGAGACGGAGACAGCCACCGUCUUCGCCAACGUCAUGGCUGUAAGAGAGAGAGACCCGGAAAGACGGAGUAGCUCUAUCGUCCCAGCUCACACGCUACCCAUCCCGUUGACGUUGCUUCAGGGUCGACUCAACUGGAAGAGGAGGAUCCUUAAGGAGAUCUGCGCCUUCCUGCUACUCUGCAAUGUCAUUCUUUGGAUUAUGCCUGCCUUUGGAGCCCGGCCUCAGUUUGACAACACCGUCGGAUCAAACAUUUAUGAAUUCCAAACGUGGGCAGCGGUUGUGAAUAUUGGAAUGCCAUUUGGGAUCUUCUACCGUAUGCACUCAGUGGCUAGUCUGUUUGAGGUGUGCUUCACCUCGUAA
Sinocyclocheilus grahami is the source of this 1314-nucleotide messenger RNA. Its product is annotated as otopetrin-2-like. NCBI's taxonomy places the organism in Eukaryota, Metazoa, Chordata, Actinopteri, Cypriniformes, Cyprinidae. Gene Ontology annotation, molecular function: proton channel activity. Gene Ontology annotation, cellular component: membrane. Gene Ontology annotation, biological process: proton transmembrane transport. Bases 1 to 1314 code for a protein of 437 amino acids. The record is from RefSeq and is a predicted model, not a curated record. The transcript is spliced from 6 exons.